Molecule: messenger RNA, 1882 nt
Organism: Anastrepha ludens (Mexican fruit fly)
Lineage: Eukaryota; Metazoa; Arthropoda; Insecta; Diptera; Tephritidae
Exons: 7
Coding region: 148-1653 (501 amino acids)
Cellular component (GO): nucleus
Molecular function (GO): protein binding
Source: RefSeq, a predicted model, not a curated record
AAUGACGUUUUCAGUGGUAAAACUUUAAUGGCUGCCGUUCAGCAAACGGAAAAUUAUUUUUAGCUUGUGAAAGAUUUUUUUGGGAAAAGUAAAAGGAAUUGAUAUAACGAAUUUUUAUAAAUAAAUGUAUCUGUAAGGGUCGCAAAUAUGGCCAACGCAGCUGCAGCACAAUGGGUGAAAUUUUUCAAUGCGUCUGGUAUACCUUCUCCGGCGGCAGCCAGCUACGCGCACAUAUUUGUGGAGAAUCGCAUACAGAACGACAUGCUAAUGGAUCUCAAUAAAGAAUAUCUGCGAGAAAUGGGUAUAACACCAAUGGGCGAUAUAAUCGCAAUAUUAAGACAUGCCAAAAAUGUCAGUGAUCAAACUGCUCGAGAAAAAGUACUCACCAAUUCUGAAGUGUGUGUACCAAUCGCGGCUGUACCAGCAAAUCCUCAUUUAUCACAUGAGCGCCCCUCUACGACUACCAAAGUAAAACCAAAGUCGGCACUAGUAACAUCGAGCAGCGGCAGCAAUAGAGUUUUCGUCAAGACCUCCGAAGAUUUUGAAUCAUCACUUCCAAAACAAGCGCGGCGUGUUUUACCUGAGCAUGAAGGCAAAUAUAAAAUAAAGCUUCCCACCGGCAGUACGAAACGCAGUAGUGAAAUACUUGCAACAAAAGAAAAGUUGUAUUCAGAACGUGAAAGUAUGCAACGCUCGCAUGUCUUCGAACGUCUAGCCAAGAACUCUGCCUCAACUAUAGAUUUGGCUAAUGAUGAUACAGAUGAGGGUGAAAUAAGCAGUAAGAGUAGCUGCUGCAGCAACAGUGACAAUCUUGAAGGUACUACCGUACGUAACGUGCGAGUACGAAUUACUGGUGUUGGUGGAAAAGAUGUCAAAACAACAAACAGUUCAUCCAUAUUUUCGCGUUUGGGUGGGAAAACUCAAGUAGAUGCAGAUGAUGAUCUCAUCAUAGCGAAACAUAUUAAGCCCAUACUGAAAAAUGCAUCGAAAACAACAAAUCGUUCUGCAAUUAUUAAGGCUAAGACUGUCGCCUCAAAUAUAUCACCAGUGCGCAUACAUACACAAAAGCAAAAGGUUAUACUAGUGAAGAAAGUGCCAUUGAAGACCAACGAAAGUGAUGACAAUGAUAAUGAUUCAAUGAAUAGUGCUAAUGAUAUGGAUAUGGAUGACAUUGUCACCAGUUCAAAUGCUGUGAGCAGCAGUGAGAAAAUUGUCAAAUUCGCGUCUACGGCAGAGGUGCAUGAAAUAGCUCCGGAGCCUCGCUUUAAGUCAGCUGGCGGCACACAUCACGGAAAAGCUCCAGGCGGCGUUAAGUCCAGAUUGGGUUUAAACACAAUCUUGCACACCACGAAGAAAGCUUACAAUUUAAAGGCUGCCAGCAAUAUCAGUCCCAAAUCACGCGUUAGUCCAGUUAAAAUCAAAUCUAUUCGAUUAAAGUCCGACGAGAUUAUGAUGCGCCAAGAAAUACCAGUACAUCGUCGCUUGGGUGGUGGAAGCAAUAUGAACAACACUUCAAUGCAAGGAAAGUCUGUGUCAUCACUUUCAAAGCGCAUCAGCAAAGUGAAUAUUUCGAGGAAUUCACCGGCAAUGCAAAGGAAGCAACAACAAAAAAAUUCUGGAUCAGUUUUCGAUCGUUUGGGAUUUAAUAGUUAAGCUAAUAUUUUUAUAAACGACUAAUUUACAAUUUUUUAUGGUGUGUUAAGAAAUUUUUUUGAGUUUCACAUAAUUCUAAAUAAAUUCAAAUCAAGAAGAACGCAGUAAUAUGAUUACAUUAUAAAUAAAUAACUCUAAGUAUAAGAACAUAAAACAUAAACACACUUUCAUUAAUUUAUAGUUUUGCCGUAAUUUGUGAAAUUAAAUUUAAAUAAAAAAAAAAUACGUA